Molecule: messenger RNA, 728 nt
Organism: Penaeus indicus
Lineage: Eukaryota; Metazoa; Arthropoda; Malacostraca; Decapoda; Penaeidae
Exons: 2
Coding region: 28-567 (179 amino acids)
Source: RefSeq, a predicted model, not a curated record
CAGUUGAAGUUCAGGUAACGACUGAAGAUGAACUUCAUUCCCUUAAACCAUCGGUCGAGGAUUCACAUACUGUCUACUGUUUUGUGUGGAUUGAUAGAUGGCUCUAUAAGUGCUCAGGCACCAAGGAGUCAAAUGGCACGUAACGUGGCAGUGACCUCCCUCCUCGUGGCUCUGUGCCUCGUAGCAGCAGUUGCUGGACACAGAAGCUACGGUUCUGGCGGACACAGACCUCUUGGUGUCCACGGCAGUGUCCAUUCAUCUGCUGGUAUCCACGGAGGUAGCGCUCAUGGCGUAGGACUCGUAGGCUCUGGCAUCCACGGCGCUGGAUCCUUCGGCGCUGGAUCCUUCGGCGCUGGAUCCUUCAACCCCGCCCAUUUCCCUGGUCUUGUCCCUGGUUUCGGCUUCCACCUCAACCAACCCGCAUCUGGUUACAACAAGUGCAAGUACUGGUGCAAGAGUAGUUACACUAAUCAGUAUUACUGCUGCCAACAGUCUUUUAUGGCUAGAUUCAUAGUUCAGUAUUGUACUGACUAUACCGUGGACGAACCAGUUUAUCUCUUAUAUUAAGUUGUUUACUGCUUCUUAAAUAAAGAGUAUGUAAUCAGAUUUUAUGACAUUAUUCCACAUUUUUACACUAGUAAAUGCAUCUGCAUUAAUACCAGUAUAAUUUGUCGCUUCAAGACAUAUCUUAUAUGUGUGUGUGUAUGUCUGCAUCUGUGAGUGUAGGU